AUGAGAAUCUCCUCGAGCUCAUCCCUCCUCUUGGCUACCUUGGUGGUCUCCUCGUCGACGUCUAGUCUCGCAGCGCCGACAGACUGUGAUCAGCAUGGGAUGUCCACCGCUCCCAGCAUGCAGAUGGCUACCAGGCGCCAAGUCGAGGUGAAUGUGGACGGAGGUAGCACAGGUGUUGGCAUAGGUAUCGGUCCCAUCCUCGCUCCUCUUGUAGAGAAGCUCUUAGGUAUCAGCGGAGGGGGGGCCGCCGUUCUCACGGCAAUGUCUCCGGACGAGGUCGACCAGAUGCAGCAGGUCAUCUCUCAGGCCGUCAAUAGUGCUACCUCGGCGAUUUCCUCUCUGCAUACCGGCCUGCCUGCCAACAUCCCCGCGCCGCCGUUGUCGAACGUGACUAAGAGGGCGAUCCUAGAUGGCGAGUAUUCCCAGUACCCCGCCGACUCGGCGGCGACCUCUGCAAACAGCGCCUCCACAGUUGCAUGGUCGUCGGCCCCUAUGUCCUUUGCGAUGGCGAUGGCAACGCCCUCUCCUCCUGGCACGCCUGCGAGCAAUCCGUUGUCGGGGGGCCUCAACCCGCCCUCUCCGCCACUGCCCGUCAACCCACCGAACACCCCGGUUCCUGCUGGUGUUUCUCCUGAUAACCUUCCGGUUACCCCGCCGGUGUCCCCGCCGGCAUCUCUUCCUGUGUCUCCCCCCGUCUCCCCGCCGGUGUCUCCUCCCGUGUCUCCUCCCGUGUCUCCUCCCGUGUCUCCUCCCGUGUCUCCGCCGGUGUCCGCGCAGACUCCCAGCAACGCUUCGGCACCUGGUGCCAUGCUAGAGUCCCAGUCGGCUGAUGGCGAUGAUACCCCUCCUCUCUUUGGGUCCGCCGACACCGGAUCGUGGGAUGCCACCUCUUCUACGGUCAGCCCCUCCGCUACGGCGUCUCCGUAAGCGGAUGAGCAUGUUCAUGAUCUAUACCUAUACCCUAUGUCAAUGAUUUAUCUAUUCGAAGAUGUAUCAAGUGCGAUUGUCUCGUUAAUUCAUAUUGUUGAACAUGAG
Molecule: messenger RNA, 1035 nt
Organism: Postia placenta MAD-698-R-SB12
Lineage: Eukaryota; Fungi; Basidiomycota; Agaricomycetes; Polyporales; Adustoporiaceae
Exons: 2
Coding region: 1-927 (308 amino acids)
Source: RefSeq, a predicted model, not a curated record